CCUUUCUGUUCAUCACAAAAAAAAGUAACCAUAAUGUCCUUCCUCGUCUCGUUGACUCGAUCGAUGGCUCCUCGCCUAAGCACUCGUUCCAUGGCUGCAACGGCCAUCAUGGCUCGCUAUCAGAAUCAGAUCCAACUUCAGAGCAAUGCUGCUUCUAUCGCUACGCUUCCUUCUUCUGGAUUCGGUGCCACUCGUGGAAUGAAAGUCAGGGCUUCGGUCAAGAAGAUCUGUGAUGGUUGCUCGUCUGUUAAACGUCGUGGUCGUGUCUUUAUUAUUUGCAGAAAGAAUCAAAAGCACAAGCAAAGACAGGGCUAAAUAAUAAUAAUAAUAAUAAUAAUAAAGUAAAAAAGUCAGAUCUAAAGUGCCUGGAUCAGAGGUGGAAAAAAAGGUAACAGCUAUUAUUCAAAGAUGGAUCGUAGAGAAGAUACCAGGUAGGGCAGACAUGAGCAGGAGUAAUUCUAAUAUGGAAGAUCAAGAUCAACAACUGUAACUCCGUGAAAUUGACAAUCUUUUUUCCUUCAUGUUAGAUCACAGUUCUUGAACAGGAUACGACAUCGAACAGGG
Lobosporangium transversale is the source of this 564-nucleotide messenger RNA. Its product is annotated as ribosomal protein L36-domain-containing protein. Gene Ontology annotation, biological process: translation; ribosome biogenesis. The record is from RefSeq and is a predicted model, not a curated record. The coding region runs from base 34 to 315 and encodes 93 amino acids. NCBI's taxonomy places the organism in Eukaryota, Fungi, Mortierellomycota, Mortierellomycetes, Mortierellales, Mortierellaceae. Gene Ontology annotation, cellular component: ribosome; mitochondrial large ribosomal subunit. Gene Ontology annotation, molecular function: structural constituent of ribosome. The transcript has a single exon.